Messenger RNA from Mastomys coucha (southern multimammate mouse), 1306 nucleotides. RefSeq names its product family with sequence similarity 110 member D (gene Fam110d). The record is from RefSeq and is a predicted model, not a curated record. The transcript is spliced from 2 exons. Bases 226 to 1053 code for a protein of 275 amino acids. NCBI's taxonomy places the organism in Eukaryota, Metazoa, Chordata, Mammalia, Rodentia, Muridae.
GUAAGGCUGCUUGGCUGCUACCAAAGUCGCUCCCUAGUCCCCGCUGUCCCUUCUGCCUUCAGUCUGGACAUACCCAGGGACCACUGCAAUUCAGCAUCUCCACACGGAGACAGUUCCUCUCUCUCUACAGGCGCCAGGAACUCCAGAGAAUUGCUCGCUGCUCCUCAGCUACCCGUGCGUCCUCAAACUGUGGAUGGAGCACUGACCUGCCCAGCUCCCUCUAAGAUGCUCCUGGCCUCACCCACUACACCCUCGAGGGGACGAACCCCCAGCGCCGUGGAGAGGUUGGAGGCCGACAAAGCCAAGUACGUCAAGACGCACCAGGUGAUAGUACGUCGUCAAGAGCCAGCCCUGCGCGGGGGACCAGGACCACUGACGCCUCACCCCUGCAAUGAGUUGGGGGCCUCCUCUGCAUCGCCCAGAACGCCUGGGCCUGCCCGCCGGGGUAGCGGCAGGCGACAGCCACGACCUGACUCCCUUAUCUUCUACCGUCAGAAGAGGGACUGCAAGGCUUCGGUGAACAAAGAGAACACCAAGGGCCAGGGGCUAGUCCGACGCCUUUUCCUGGGUGCCACCCGGGACGCUGCCCCGAGCAGCCCGGCACCUACAGAGAGACCUGGGGCUCCCGCGGGGUGGGCUGGGUCUCCGGAUACUCCGGAGGCGCCAGGGAAGCGCGCACUGUGUCCCACGUGCUCGCUGCCACUGUCGGAGAAGGAGCGAUUCUUCAACUACUGCGGCUUGGAGCGCGCGCUGGUGGAGGUGCUGGGCGCCGAGCGCUUCUCUCCGCAGAGCUGGGGCGUAGAGCACGGCCCGCAGGUCGCUACGUCGCCGCCGCCGCCCGGCUCCGGGGACACCAGCGAUUGGACAUCCAGCGACAGGGACGCGGGUAGCCCGGACUGUGCGGGCGGCGGAGGCGGCGGCGGCUCGGAGGCGGCGGGGUCGGCGCGGGACGAACGCCCCACGGUGUCGGUGGUAGAACGCAACGCGCGCGUCAUCCAAUGGUUGUACGGCUGUCAGCGCGCGCGCGCCCCGCCGCGCGAGUCCGAGGUGUGACCACCACGGCACGGGAAGACGGCUCCCGGAGAGCUCGCCUCGUCCGUGAAUGAAUCCUUCCCCUGGAUCUCAGGUUGCCCCACUCCCCCAUCUGCACGCUGAGCAGGGCGGGACCACAGGGGGCCAGGCGCGGACCGUGGCAACCCGUAGAGUGGCCAAGUGGCCUCUCUGGAUGCUGAAUGUGAGCAGUGAUGGACUUGGGGUGGGAGACGAGCGAACUACUGAAUAAAGCUAAAAUGUUAUUUAAUAAAAG